AUGUCUAAGCAAUUCGUGCUGAGCAGCAAAGCAGCCAUCUAUAGAACCACCUACGAGUUGCCCGCUGACAACGAUGAGCGUUUGCUGCAACGCGCCGCCAUCAAGGCCGCUGAGCUGCAUGUCUGUGGUUACAUCACGCAUACGCACAGUGGACGCAAGGUGGGUGGCGAACUCGAGGGCAGCGCGACGAGUCUGGAGCAAAUGAUGUCCUGGCUGCGUGACGAAAUAAUGCCAAAGGAGGCGCGCGAGCAGCCACGAUUUGCCGAGUGCCUGCCGCAGGAAAAGUCCAAAUAUCAGAAUUUCUUCUACGUGUGAGUGUCGUCGUGAUGAGGAAAGCGGAGAGAGAAUA
Scaptodrosophila lebanonensis is the source of this 349-nucleotide messenger RNA. RefSeq lists its product as uncharacterized. Lineage: Eukaryota; Metazoa; Arthropoda; Insecta; Diptera; Drosophilidae. Bases 1 to 315 code for a protein of 104 amino acids. The record is from RefSeq and is a predicted model, not a curated record. The transcript has a single exon.